This is a messenger RNA of Protobothrops mucrosquamatus (brown spotted pit viper), 1449 nucleotides long. RefSeq names its product doublecortin domain containing 2B (gene DCDC2B). Gene Ontology annotation, cellular component: microtubule organizing center; microtubule. NCBI's taxonomy places the organism in Eukaryota, Metazoa, Chordata, Lepidosauria, Squamata, Viperidae. The record is from RefSeq and is a predicted model, not a curated record. The transcript is spliced from 11 exons. The coding region runs from base 138 to 1277 and encodes 379 amino acids. Gene Ontology annotation, biological process: intracellular signal transduction.
AGUUCUCCUCUUAGCAGGCAGCCUGACACGCUCAGAAGAGUGGUGCUUUUCGGCUGCAGAAGCCCCCAAGGUGCCCCUCUGCCCUCUGCCAGGGGGCUUCCUCAGAUAAGCAGCCUGGGGUCUGCAGCCCAGGAGAGAUGGUCUCGGCGACUGUGGCAGUGGCACCCCUUGCCAAGAAUGUGGUGGUCUUUCGCAACGGGGACCCCUUUUUCCUUGGCCGGAAAUUUGUGGUGAGCCAGCGCCGGUUCCUGACCUUUGAUGCAUUUUUGAAUGAGGUGACCAGCACCAUCCAAGCCCCCGUGGCCAUUAGGAGCAUCUACACGCCCCGAGGGGGUCAUCGCGUCACGGAGCUGAGCGAACUGCAGAAUGGCUGCCGAUACGUGGCUGCAGGUUUCGAGCGGUUCAAAAGGCUCGACUAUCCAAAUGCUGGGAUGAAGCAGCUGAACAAGCACCAGAAAAAAAAUGGAGCCCAGAAUUAUCCAGGUAUUCCUCAGAAGGUGAUGGUCACGGCAGGAUGGAAGCGGCAGACAAACCUUCCUUGUGUUAUCCAUGUUUUCCGCAACGGAGACUUGCUGAGCCCCCCCCUCCGAAUGGUGCUGGCCAGGGGCGCCCUGCAGGAAUGGGGCACCGUCCUUGGCCGCUUGUCAGAAAAGGCCAACCUGUGCACGGGACCGGUGAAAAAGCUCUGCAAGCUGAACGGUGACCUCAUCUCCCAGGGCGAGGAGCUGGUGAACGGCGAAUACUAUGUGGCUGUGGGGCUGGAGAAGUACAAAGAUUUGCCUUACUUUGAACUACUGGUGCCUCCCAAAAUCCCUCUCCGUCCCUUUUGGAACUUCCCUACUAACAGAAGAAGGAACUACAAUCGGGGGGUGGCCUCUGAAGACAGAGCCAGCGACUCGGCACUCCUUGAGCCAAUGCAACAGAUGAAACUUUGGCGGGUGCAUUCCACAGGGAUUGUGCCUGCAGGAGACCCUCCCCGUCCCUCCGAGUCCAAGCCAGCCAAGAAAUACCCUCACCAAGACAAAGCGACAUCCGUCUUCCACGCCAAGCCAGGCCAGGUUGGACAAGAGCGCCAGGUCCCUGGCAACUAUUUCACCCGAGAAGACGAAAGCGUUUAUAAAAGGAGAGGGGCAAGGCAGGAGAUGGCGGAUGCGCAGGAAAUAGGAGAAGACGAAGACACGCAGGUUGAGUUGCCGGUGGACCAGAAAACUGCAGAGAUUGUGGAAGAGGAAGUUAUAUCAAAGACCAAAGGAGGGCCAUCCAAGAAGUGCUUGUAAGUGAGACAGAAGCUUCAUUUGAAACUCCUGGAUCGAAGAAAUGAUUCAAAUGAAACAGGCCCAGCAAGCUUUGCCGGAGGGAAUGUCUUGAACCAAACGUACGGUAGUUUUGUGCAAUUUUUGUCUACAGAAUUUGUUCUUGCAAUAAAUGUAGAAUCUCUCUGAUUUGAAA